AUGACAGAUCAGGCUUUUGUGACGCUGACCACAAACAAUGCCUAUGCCAAAGGCUCAUCUUUGAAACAGCACCGGACUACAAGGAGGAUGGUUGUACUCGCCAGCCCACAGGUUUCAGACUCCAUGAGAAAAGUUUUAGAGACCGUGUUCAAUGAAGUCAUCAUGGUAGAUGUCUUGGACAGUGGCGAUUCUGCUCAUCUCACCUUAAUGAAGAGACCCAAGUUGGGCAUCACAUUGACUAAACUCCACUGCUGGUCCCUUACUCAGUAUUCCAAAUGUGUGUUUAUGGAUGCAGAUACUCUGGUCCUCUCAAAUACUGAUGAUCUGUUUGAAAGGGAAGAAUUGUCAGUGGCACCAGACCCAGGAUGGCCUGACUGUUUCAACUCUGGAGUCUUUGUUUAUCAACCCUCAAUGGAAACAUAUAACCAGCUGUUGCAUCUUGCUUCUGAGCAAGGCAGUUUUGAUGGUGGGGACCAGGGUCUACUGAAUACAUAUUUUAGUGGCUGGGCGACCACAGAUAUCACAAAACACCUGCCAUUUGUGUAUAACCUAAGCAGCAUUUCAAUAUACUCCUACCUCCCAGCAUUUAAAGCGUUUGGUAAAAAUGCCAAAGUUGUGCACUUCCUGGGACAAACCAAGCCAUGGAAUUACUCUUACAAUGCCCAAACAAAAAGUGUCAAAUGUGAAUCCCAGGACCCAACCAUGAGUCACCCAGAGUUUCUGAACCUG
This is a messenger RNA of Mastomys coucha (southern multimammate mouse), 729 nucleotides long. Its product is annotated as glycogenin-1-like. Lineage: Eukaryota; Metazoa; Chordata; Mammalia; Rodentia; Muridae. Gene Ontology annotation, cellular component: cytoplasm. The record is from RefSeq and is a predicted model, not a curated record. Gene Ontology annotation, molecular function: glycosyltransferase activity.